AUGGGAUUCUGCUUCUCAAAAUUGAAGAGAUCCAGAGACAUCCACAUCUCAUCAACUUCCUCCUCUUCCGAUUUUGCCCUUCCCCACCACCAUGACCCGAUUUGGUCCGCCCCACCUCCACCCGCCCCUUCCCCACCGCCCAUCGGCCCCAUCCUAGGAAAACCCUACUCCGACAUCACAUCUCUCUACGACCUCGACCGUGAGCUCGGGCGAGGCCAGUUCGGCGUUACGUACCUUUGCACCGAAAAAUCGACCGGCCUCAAAUACGCGUGCAAGUCCAUCUCGAGAAGCAAGCUGAAAACCGAGAAGGACAUGCAGGACGUGCGUCGUGAGAUCAUGAUUUUACAACACCUGACCGGCCAGCCCAACAUAGUGGAGUUCAGGGGGGCCCACGAGGACGGGAAGGGACUGCAUCUGGUGAUGGAGCUGUGCUCGGGAGGGGAGCUCUUCGACAGGAUAACGGCCAAGGGGAGCUACUCGGAAAAGGAGGCCGCGAGGAUUGGGAGGCAGGUCGUGAACGUGGUCCACGUCUGCCAUUUCAUGGGGGUCAUGCAUAGGGAUCUCAAGCCAGAGAACUUCUUGAUGGUUAGAAAAGUGUACAAAGAAGUUGUGGGGAGUGCUUACUAUGUAGCUCCAGAAGUUCUGCGAAGAAACUACGGGAAGGAGAUUGAUGUAUGGAGUGCUGGAGUUAUACUGUACAUACUUUUAAGUGGAUUCCCUCCUUUUUGGGCUGAGACGGAGAAAGGCAUAUUUGAGGAAAUUCUGGCGGGUCAUGUUGAUCUCCAAUCGUCCCCAUGGCCUUCGAUAUCUGAUGGUGCCAAAGAUCUCAUUAAGAAAAUGCUGACCAUUGAUCCAAAGAAAAGAAUUACAGCUGAUGAGGCACUUGAGCACCCAUGGCUUAAGGAAGAUGGUGAAGCAUCUGAUAAACCGAUCGACAGCGCAGUUUUAAUCAGGAUGAAGCAAUUCAGGGCCAUGAACAAGCUGAAAAAGCUUGCACUUAAGGUUAUUGCUGAAAACCUGUCGGAAGAAGAAAUCAAGGGACUGAAACAAAUGUUCGACAACAUAGACACAGAUAGAAGUGGGACCAUCACGUACGAAGAACUACGAGCUGGGCUGUCUAAGCUCGGAUCCAAGCUCAGUGAAAUCGAAAUACAACAACUAAUGGAAGCUGCUGAUGUGGACAAGAAUGGGACCAUAGACUAUAUCGAGUUCAUAACCGCGACCAUGCACCGACACAGACUGGAUAAAGAGGAGAAUCUAUACAAGGCUUUUCAGUAUUUUGACAAGGAUAACAGCGGACACAUAACGAGAGAUGAGCUUAGGCAGGCCAUGACACAAUAUGGAAUGGGGGAUGAAGCUACAAUUGACGAGGUUCUUGAUGAUGUCGACACCGACAAAGACGGGAAAAUAAAUUAUGAUGAAUUUGUUGCAAUGAUGAAGAAAGGAACGCUGGAUUUGGGAGAACAUUUAGGGACAGGCUCAUGAUCCACUGUUGUUUCUCGAAUAGCUCAUUUGUGCAAUAUAAUGAACAUCUCAUUAUCCUAGGCUGGGUUCUGCAGACAAAUUGUUAAGAAAAAAAUUAUUUUUGGUAUCACUUCAUGAGAACCCUUUUUGUUUCUUUAAAUGUUUUCAUUGCUUGUAACUAAAUACAAUAAGGUGUACUUGACCAAAUAUAAAUUGAAAACAAAU
Messenger RNA from Striga asiatica, 1689 nucleotides. Lineage: Eukaryota; Viridiplantae; Streptophyta; Magnoliopsida; Lamiales; Orobanchaceae. The record is from the annotation of a GenBank genome assembly.